This is a messenger RNA of Ictalurus furcatus (blue catfish), 2183 nucleotides long. RefSeq lists its product as uncharacterized. The record is from RefSeq and is a predicted model, not a curated record. The transcript is spliced from 6 exons. The coding region runs from base 1014 to 1805 and encodes 263 amino acids. Lineage: Eukaryota; Metazoa; Chordata; Actinopteri; Siluriformes; Ictaluridae.
UGCAAAGGUUCCCCUCCUGAUGGGGAAACAAAACGUGAUUGGUCAGAGUGAGAACGUGCUACGAUUGGUCCGUGCGAUGUGGUGGUUUUCUGAUUGGCUUGAGUAGACAGUCGGCGAAGUCCAACUAUUUGUGCAUUUAUGUACACUCUUGACCCUAGAUAUGUUUAAAAAUCCACAAACGCACAGGAAGCGAUCCACAAAUGAAUGCAAAGCAGAGUUGUGUUUGUGACAUAUUUGUAAAUCUCAUUUUAUUUUUUGUCAAUUUAAUUUAUUUUUGUGAAACUACUAACAUAUAUUUGUGGAUAUCAUUCAGUGAAUUUGUUGAAUUUUAGUAAAUCUCACUACAUUUAUUUGUGGAUCGUAACCUAUUUAUUUUGGAAUUAUGAAACAAUUCUAACCCCAUCCUCAAAAGGGGGUCACAAACUUUCAAGCACCACUGUAACUGCUUAUCCAAACAAACGCAAGAUCACAGUAAGUUUUGAGAAACGAUGUUUUGGGGUUUUUUUCUCCAUCGUCACUCCUUAAAUACGAAACUGCAGGUGUAAAGACGUGUCGCAGAGCAAAAUACGUCACAGACUGUUUUUAGUAGGGUUGUAUACUGGGUCGGGAGUUUGCCAUGACAACCCUGACACUGUACUGUUUGGUUCGGAAGUACUGGGCUAACAGUAUUGUAUCGAUAUUACAUUAGGCUAGUAUUAAAAUGUUAACGCAUAAAUGACACGACAUAGUGUUGGUCAUUACUUUUGGUAUCAGUUUGACGGGAAAAAAAAGUCAAAUUAAAACAAGUAUGCUGUUGAAGGAUCUGGCAACCGCGGGAAUGUGGGCGUGGCUUGGUUGCUCUGAGGUUUCAUCCCACCGCGCCUGUGAUUGUGUUCCACUCAAGCGGAAUUUGCCUCAGCAGGCUGUCUGAUUAUAUCUGAUUAUUGACAUGAUUAGACAUUCCUGCUUAAUCUGAUGCACUGUUAAUUUUUUGAUAGUCGUUUGGACCUCCUUGGUCACUCCAGCCAGCUAGCAUGGACCUGGGAUCCCCGUGUUUCUUGGCCAGCAUCCUGUUACAAGCAUUUGUUCUCCCGAGCUGCCUCUGUGUUUCGGUUCGUUUCCCGAGCCAGCAGACCGUCUACGUGGUGAGUGGGCAGAAUUUGGUCCUGCAGGCUGAGAUUGAGUUAUCCCAGGGGGAUCACGUCACCAAGGUCACGUGGGAGCGUGAAGUCGAGGGAAAAAGGAAUUCUGGGAAAAGCGUGGUGGCUGAAUAUCCUGCUAAAAGCUCAGAAGGCCGGGUGAUCGUUGAGAAGGGCGGGUCUGUGAUGACGUUACGGGACUACCAGGGAACGGACAACGGCGUGUACACGGUCACGGUCCGAGACCAGAAAGGAGGUCAGAGUUCGGCACGCUGCACCGUCCACGAGUACGAGGCCGUGCACCAUGUGUCAGUGAUGGUGAACGUGUCGCACUCCAGCCUGCACUGCAUGGAAGCCUGGGGGACGGAGCCCGUCUUCCGUUGGCUCCACGAGAAAGUCGCGGUGACGGAGGCAGUGGGCCGCGUGUCAGCGGACGGCAGCUCUCUGUACCUGAACACGGCGCUGUGUGGCCACUUCACCUGCAUGGUGAGCAACAAGCUGGGCCACAGCUCGGCUACCUACACCGCAGAACCUUGUGAGAGAGAGAGCAGAGGCACUGCUGUAGCGGUUGUAUGUCUCGUGCUCUUGCUGUUCGUGGCUGGAGGUUUGACCUUCCUGCUCUGGAGGAAACGCACGAGUUACAGUAAUAGACGAGAGAGACUCCGGGAACCAGAUGAGGACAUUUAACCUCCACACUCAAGACACACACUCUGUGUGUCAGACUGAACCAUAAAUGGAAGAGACAUGAACUUAAGACUGUUGCCUCUUCUCAAGCACUUGGAUCAUUGCGAAACAUUCCAGAUAUGCUACCAGGGUUUUACUGGCUUUCAGUUACAGUCGGACAAGUCAAGGAGCGAAGAUCUCUCUUUUUUUUUUUUUAAAAGGACCUUUACGAAGAAAAGAAAGCUGACGGUUUUGCAACUGUUUAAAUCUUCAGAAUAAGGAACAGUAACAGCUUACUGUUAUUUCAUGUUUUUUUGUUUUUGUUUUGCUUGUUAUUAGUCCUGUUCGCAGUUCACGUUAAGUUCUGUACAUGUACUGCAAUAAAAAAAAAAGAAGACUUUU